Messenger RNA from Umbelopsis ramanniana AG, 1465 nucleotides. RefSeq lists its product as uncharacterized. The coding region runs from base 264 to 1334 and encodes 356 amino acids. NCBI's taxonomy places the organism in Eukaryota, Fungi, Mucoromycota, Umbelopsidomycetes, Umbelopsidales, Umbelopsidaceae. Gene Ontology annotation, molecular function: L-alanine:glyoxylate transaminase activity; L-serine:pyruvate transaminase activity. The transcript is spliced from 4 exons. The record is from RefSeq and is a predicted model, not a curated record. Gene Ontology annotation, cellular component: peroxisome.
CGGCCCAGUAUAAGGGCUUCUAGCGAAUUCUGAAGCCCUCUUCACUCUUUUUCACCUCCACCUAAACAAACCGCAAUAUGUCUCAACCACACAAGCUUUGCAUGAUCCCAGGUAAAGCCAAAUGCCAACACCAUAAAUGUGUCUUCUAGGCUCUAUCAUAUACUCUUGCACACACGCAUAGCUACCUCGUAAGCAAACAAGCAACUGAACACUUUGUCGUCAUACUAGGUCCCAUCGAAUUUCACGAGGAUGUCCUGAAUGCCAUGAGCACCCCUGCUACUUCUCAUGUCGACCCUCUCUUCGUUCCUAUUUUUGGAGAGUCUAUUGAGCUUCUUCGCAAGGUACUGUUGACUAAAGACGCGCAACCUUUUGUUGUUGCUGGCUCUGGAACUCUUGGUUGGGAUAUGAUGGUUAAUCUCAUUGAGAGAGAUGAUGAAGUGUUGGUAGUCAACACCGGCUACUUUGGCGACCACUUCGGCGAAUGCUUGGAAGUCUAUGGUGCCAAGGUCACCCACUUGAGAGCCCCUAUUGGCUCUCGCCCAUCUCUCGAAGACCUUGAGCAGGUUCUCACUGGAAAGAAGUACAAGAUGGUUACCGUCACACACGUUGAUACCUCCACUGGCGUUUUGGCUGAUAUCAAGGGCGUUGCCAAGGUUGUAAAGUCCAUUUCACCAGAAACUAUUGUCGUUGUUGAUGGCGUUUGUUCUGUCGGUUCUGAGGAGAUCAGAUUUGAUGAGUGGAAUAUCGAUGUUGUUAUCACCGCUUCGCAAAAGGCUUUAGGUGUUCCCCCUGGUCUCGGUAUUGUUGUUACCAGCCAACACGCCAUGCAAAUCUUCAAGAGCCGCAAGACUCCUGUUGCUUCUUACUACUCCAACUGGAACAAGUGGUUGCCCAUCAUGAACGCUUACGAAGCAAGAAAGCCGGCUUACUUCGCUACUCCUGCCGUUCAACUCAUCUAUGCUCUCCAUACAUCACUCAAGCAAAUCACUGCUCAGUCUAUGGAUAGCCGCUUUGAGCAACACCACCAGGUUUCCCAGAAGUUCAAGAAUGCUAUCACUGAACUUGGCCUCAAGCAGUUGGCAGUCUCAGAUGAGGUAGCUGCUAACGGUAUGACCGCCAUCUGGCUUCCUGAUGGUGUUCAGGUCUCCGACAUUGUUCCCAGCUUGGCUGCAAAGGGUGUUCAAAUCGCUGGUGGUCUUCACAAGGAGUGCGCUGCCAAAUAUUUCCGUAUUGGCCACAUGGGUAUCUCCGUUACAGAACCUCAACGCGGUCAUAUCGACAAGGUCAUCGAAUCUCUCGCCACUACUUUGAAAGAGCUCAAGUCUAAGGCAUAAAUUACCUUACGAUAACCAGACUUAAAAAUCAGCUUAUGUAUUUUGUAAAUUUAAAAAUAUCGUAGAUCACACAACCCUGUUGAGCAUGAUAAAAAUAUAUCUCAGAACUUUGGUGAUGUAUAGAAAAUUCA